GAAAGAUGGAGGAAAGGGGGGGGGCAGCCCCUUGAGCGCAGGCGCAGAAGCAGGAAAUCGGCAGGAAGGGAGAGGGAGGAGCGGGCUCGGUGCCCUCGGCUUUGCAAGGGUUAAAAGGAGCAGAGCUGGAUUCCUAGAGAGGACAGCAAGUGAAGGGGGGGUGAAGUCCUCCCUGGCCAAAUUCCCUCCCUCCCUUCCGGCUGCUUUCUUCUCUCUCCUCGGUGAGUCUCCUCUCUCUUCCCCCUGAGGGUGCAAUGGGGAGAAAGAAGGGGGUCCCAGGGGUGGAGGGAGGGUGCAUGGGGGUCCCUGUUCAGAUCAGCAGCGAAGGGGAGAAAUUGGAGGCGUCGCUUGAGGAGUUUGGGCGAAAGGGGCGGAGAGGAGGAGGCUGGAAAGGGGGGAGAAAAGGAAGCGUAAUUCGGGAUAACACGAGGGAUCAAGGAGGCCAAAACAAGCCGGGGAAGGAAGGGGGGCGCCCGGUGGUGGAGGGAAGCGCUCCCCGCCUCGCUCCGUCCUAGCCUGGAGGUCAUAAAGUGCCUUUUGCUGCUUUGUUCCUCUGCUUUGGUUGGGCAAAAUACAGGUGUGUGUGUGUGUGUGUGUGUGUAAUUGGGGGGCUAAAAUUUUAUUUGCCUGGUGCAGAAAUGACUUCAAAGCAAUGGAUUCAAUGGAAGCUCACAGUCACUGCAAACAUCCCAGCAACAACAUUGACGGGAAAUCCUCCCCACCUGAUGGAUUUCUGCCUCCCAGGAGGAUGUAGAACUCAGCCCAAAAGGGGGGGGGGGAGGUGGGAGAGAGAGCAACAAAUUCUGAUUCUCUUCCUCUCAGAAUCGCAUAACCCCAGGACAUCGAGGUCCCUUUGCUUCUCCCAUGAAAUAUUUGAGGCCACCUCCCCCCCAAUUUAAUGGGCAUUGCCAUUCAAAUGGUGUGUGCAUCUUGUGAUCAGUUUUUCAGGGCGGGGAUUACUUGGGUCCAUGGGCUUCCAAUGGGGAGAAUUAAACCCUUAAUUAACUGAGAUUCUGCCCCUUAACAUAAAUCCUGGCUAUGCCCAAUGCCUGCUCCCCCCUAAUAUUUUAUUCAAAUUGGCACCCCUGCUAUUAUUAUUAUUAUUAUUAUUAUUAUUAUUAUUAUUAUAUUAAAUUUGUAUCCUGCCCCUCAUUCAAAGUUCACAGGGCGAUCCACAACAUAAAAAUGCAAAAUUAGAACACAAAAUGCAUAAUAAAACAAGGACAAAGGCAAACCAAUGAUCUCUCCUCCCACAAACAUAUUUAAAAGGCCAUAGAAUGUUAACCAGCCAAAGGCCCAGUUAUAGAGACAUGUUUUUGCCUGGCACCUCAAGAUGUAAGGAAGGUGCCAGGCAAGCCUCCCUUGGGAGAGCAUCCCACAAAUGGGGAACCACUGCAGAAAAGGUCCCGUUUUUGUGUUGCCACCAUCCAAUGAGAUUCCUGCAUUGCCCCAGGGGGUUGGCUAGAUGGCCCUCAGGGGUACCUUCCUACUCUACAAUUCUCUGGUGCAGGUUUGUGAAGAUUUUUUAGGUAGAAGUUAGAUGCAAGGGGUGCAUAGGAUUGUAGCUCAUCUUAUGCACCGUUGGCUCGGGAAGAAGUCCCACUAAUCCUGAUGAGACUCUCAGGCGAGUAGAUUGACCCUGCAGCUUGUUUUGGCUCCUCGACUCCUCAGGAAGGAUGAAAGAGACGGAUCCCGCAAAGCUAGCGAGGAUGGAAGGAGGAAGAUGGACGGUUGACCUGGUCAGGUUGUCUCCUGCAUCCCUCCCCACAACCUCUGAGCGUUCUCUCCCAGGGACCUCAGAGAGAUCUGGACCCUGCAGCUUGUUUUGGCUCCUCGACUCCUCAGGAAGGAUGAAAGAGACGGAUCCUGCAAAGCUAGCGAGGAUGGAAGGGGGAAGAUGGACGGUUGACCUGGUCAGGUUGUCUCCCGCAUCCCUCCCCACAACCUCUGAGCGUUCCCUCCCAGGGACCUCCGAGAGAUCUGAUGGUGAAGAAUUGGAAGGGAGAAACAAGGGGGACCACAACAGAAUCCACAUAGCAGAGAAGUCGUAUAAAUAUUCAGAGUGUGGAGAGAACAUCCGUCAGAGCUCCCAGUCCACCUACCGUCAAAGAAAGAGCUUCGUAGAGAGGGAUAGCCUCACUUCACACGAAAGAAUAAAGAGUAGGGAGAAAUUGUAUCAGUGCUGGGAAUGUGGAAAGGGCUUCAGUCAAUUUAGCCAUCUCACUUCCCAUCAAAGAGUUCAUACAGGGGAGAAACCCUAUCAAUGCUUCGAAUGUGGAAAGAGCUUUACUCUAAGUGGUGAUCUCACUUCCCAUCAAAGAGUUCAUUCAGGGGAGAAACCCUAUCAGUGCUUUGAAUGUGGAAAGAGCUUCAGUCACAGUAAUAGUCUCACUUCCCAUCAAAGAAUUCAUACAGGGGAGAAACAUUAUCAGUGCUUGGAAUGUGGAAAGAGCUUCAGGCAAAGUAGCAAUCUCACUUCCCAUCAACGAAUUCAUACAGGGGAGAAACCCUAUCAGUGCUUAGAAUGCGGAAAGAGCUUUAAUCGGAAGGAUAGUCUCAUUUCCCAUCAAAGAAUUCAUACAGGAGAGAAACCCUAUCAGUGCUUCGAAUGUGGGAAGAGCUUUAGUCUCAGGCAUAGUCUCACUUCCCAUCAACGAAUUCAUACAAAUGAGAAACACUAUCAGUGCUUAGAGUGCAGAAAGAGCUUUAAUCGGAAGGAUAAUCUCAUUUCCCAUCAAAGAAUUCAUACAGGAGAGAAACCCUAUCAGUGCUUCGAAUGUGGGAAGAGCUUUAGACUCAGGCAUAGUCUCACUUCUCAUCAAAGAAUUCAUACAGGGGAGAAGCCAUAUCAGUGCUUGGAAUGUGGAAAGAGCUUCAGUCAGCGGAUCCAUCUCACUUCCCAUCACAGAAUUCAUAGAGGGGAGAAACCCUAUCAGUGCUUUGAAUGUGGGAAGUGCUUCAGUCACAGUAAUACUCUCACUUCCCAUCACAGAAUUCAUAGAGGGGAGAAACCCUAUAAGUGCUUGGAAUGUGGAAAGAGCUUCAGUCAGCGGAUCCAUCUCACUUCCCAUCAACAAAUUCAUACAGGGGAGAAACCCUAUCAAUGCCUGGAAUGUGGAAAGAACUUCAAUCGGAAGGAUACUCUCAUUUCCCAUCAAAUAAUUCAUAGAGGGGAGAAACCAUAUCAAUGCCUGGAAUGUGGAAAGAGCUUCAGUCAGAGGGUGACUCUCACUGCCCAUCAACGAAUUCAUACAGGGGAGAAACCCUAUCAGUGCUUAGAAUGCGGAAAGAGCUUUAAUCGGAAGGAUAGUCUCAUUUCCCAUCAAAGAAUUCAUACAGGAGAUAAACCCUAUCAGUGCAUGGAAUGUGGAAAGGGCUUCAGGCUCAGGCAAAGUCUCACUACGCAUCAAAGAAUUCAUACAGGCGAGAAACCAUAUCUGUGCUUGGAAUGUGGAAAGAGAUUUCGUCAAAGUGGCGAUCUCACUUCCCAUCAACGAAUUCAUACAGGGGAGAAACCAUAUCAAUGCCUGGAAUGUGGAAUGAGCUUCAGUCAUGGAUUCUAUCUCACUGCCCAUCACAGAAUUCAUUCAGGGGAGAAACCAUAUCAGUGCUUGGAAUGUGGGAAGAGCUUCACUUUCAGGCAGAGUCUCACUUUGCAUCAAAGAAUUCAUACAGGGGAGAAACCCUAUCAGUGCUCGGAAUGUGGAAAGAGCUUCCGGGAGGGGGCUAAGCUCACUUCCCAUCAAAGAAUUCAUACAGGGGAGAAACCCUAUCAGUGCUUAGAAUGUGGGAAGAGCUUCACUUUCAGGCAGAGUCUCACUUCCCAUCAAAGAAUUCAUACAGGGGAGAAACCAUAUCUGUGCUUGCAAUGUGGAAAGAGCUUCACUGACAGUAGCCAUUUCAGUUCCCAUCAAAGAAUUCAUACAGGGGAGAAACCAUAUCAGUGCAUGGAAUGUGGAAAGAGCUUCAGGUUCAGGAACAAUCUCACUACGCAUCAAAGAAUUCAUACAGGGGAGAAACCAUAUUUGUGCUUGGAAUGUGGAAAGAGAUUUCGUCAAAGUGGUGAUCUCACUUCCCAUCAACGAAUUCAUACAAAGGGAAAACCAAAAAAGGAAAAGGAAAAAGGGGAAAUUAUUAAACAACCCUUACAAAACACAAUUGUAUAAGAAAAGUGAAUGGGGGAGAAUAUUUUAAAAUACUCUUUAUCACAUUUGUAUCAUAUAUAUCAUAUCAUUUAUCGACCCAUAGAAAGGCAUUCUCCUGGUCGAUCACCCAGCCAUUAUUGUCAGGAGUGAGCUUGUCGGAAUGAACCCCGGUGCAUCAAAGGCUGGGGAUACCGCUUCAGCGCAACAGAUCCCCUUAGAAACCCCAAAACAAGCCUUUUGGGGAUCUGGACCUCCGGCAGCGUGGAUUGUGGGCUUCUGCUCCCCAGAAAGGCUCUGUUUUGAGCCCCCGAGAGCGAGGGGGUCAGAGCUGUAGCGCAUCGGGCAAAUUGCUUCCUUUGACAGCGCGAAGCUGCAGGACUGAGUGGCAAUAGCGGUCAAUUCUUUUAAAGGAAAAAAAAGAUAUUAAAGGAAUGUGCCGUGAGUACUUUUGACAUUUGGCUUAUUUGGCUAAUUUGAGAGAAUUUGGAUACAGAAUAGGGGUUUUAAAACGGAAGUCAGCCCCUUUCUGCUGAUAGUAUUGGAGAGCAGAAGAUAUUACCUAAGCCGAGAAAAUAUUGGAAGACGUUUUAAGCGUAAGAAUAUUGAACCUCCCCUUAGAAGAGGAGAUGGGGGGGGAGGAUUUGUAAAUAAAUUUCAAGAUUUUAGAAGGUUGAAAGGUCUUUGAGAAGCUGCUCGGGUUUUGAGAGCGUCAGACAGUGAGAAGCCAUUGUGACGUAACAAUGCGAGAAUGAAAGUGUUUUAAAUCCUGCCCUGCGGAAAGUGAAAGAGAGGCUGGUUCCCAGCCUUGUCCCUGAUUGUUUGGAUUACAAAAGUUAUCUUCGACCUUGAAAGUCUGAGUUCCCAGCAGGGAAAUGAUAUUGGAAUUUAUGAAAGAAAAUAGACAAAGUUUACAGAGCCUUGCCACAGAGGUUAAAGCAAAUACUAAGGGUCUGCAAGAAUUUAGAAAAGAUUUUGGGACUUUAAAAAAGGAUCUGCAAGAGAUAAAAAUAGAGGUUGCAAGUUUGCAAACAAGAGUCACAGAAAUUUAAUCAGUUAAAUUAUCAGAUUUGGAAAAAUUGCAGGAGGGGACCCGAACGUCAAUCGCCUUCUUGCAGUUCAUAGAAUCAUAGAAUCAUAGAGUUGGAAGAGACCACAAGGGCCAUCCAGUCCAACCCCCUGCCAAGCAGGAAACACCAUCAAAGCAUUCUUGACGUAUGGCUGUCAAGCCUCCGCUUAAAGACCUCCAAAGAAGGAGACUCCACCACACUCCUUGACAGCAAAUUCCACUGCCGAACAGCUCUUACUGUCAGGAA
Molecule: messenger RNA, 5458 nt
Organism: Zootoca vivipara (common lizard)
Lineage: Eukaryota; Metazoa; Chordata; Lepidosauria; Squamata; Lacertidae
Source: RefSeq, a predicted model, not a curated record